AUGGAAAGCAAGGCACGCAACACAAAUGUUGUUAGGGAAAAUCGGUGCAUUGAUUGGAAUGUGGUGGAUGAAUCUAGGCGCACAAAUAAGCAUUUGUGUUGCUGCGAAGGAUUCUGCACGAAAGAGGACUAUGAAGAGAUCGAUGCUUUCUUCAAACAACAUCCGGUUUCCUGUGCUAGGGCAGUUCAGCAGGCGUUAGAAUCAAUUCAAGUGAACAUUGGCAUCCUAGAAAGAGAUGCUGAACUUUUGGGUCGCUUUCUGGUUGAAUUCAUGGGUCACGCUAAUGAUUCUCAACCAUAG
This is a messenger RNA of Rodentolepis nana, 300 nucleotides long. Lineage: Eukaryota; Metazoa; Platyhelminthes; Cestoda; Cyclophyllidea; Hymenolepididae. The record is from the annotation of a GenBank genome assembly.